GGCUGGGGGGCGCGGGCGACACGGACGAGGAGGGGGCAGCCGCGGGCGGCGGGGACGGCGCGGCGGCGGGGGGCGCAGACGGCGGGGCGGCGGCUGAGCCUGCGCCCCCCGACGGGCCCGAGGUCGGCGCGCCCCUGACCGUGGCGUCCGCGGUGGCCGUGGUCCCUAGCCCGUUGUCGCUGCUGGACCCCGACGUGAGCCCCCCGCCACCGCAGCCCCGGCCGUCGCCACCCGACGUGUUCGCGGGCUUCGCGCCCCACCCCGCGGCCCUGGGCCCCCCGACGCUGCUGGCAGAGCAGAUGAGCGUGAUCGGUAGCCGCAAGAAGAGCGUGAACAUGACCGAGUGCGUGCCCGUGCCCAGCUCGGAGCAUGUCGCCGAGAUCGUGGGUCGCCAGGGCUGCAAGAUCAAGGCUCUGCGAGCCAAGACGAACACGUACAUCAAGACGCCCGUGCGCGGGGAGGAGCCGGUGUUCAUCGUCACUGGCCGCAAGGAGGACGUGGAGAUGGCCAAGCGCGAGAUCCUGUCGGCCGCCGAGCACUUCUCCAUGAUCCGCGCCACGCGCAGCAAGGCCGGGGGGCUGCCCGGCGCCGCGCAGGGCCCGCCCAACCUGCCGGGACAGACCACCAUCCAGGUGCGCGUGCCCUACCGCGUGGUGGGGCUGGUGGUGGGGCCCAAGGGCGCCACUAUCAAGCGCAUCCAGCAGCGGACGCACACGUACAUCGUGACGCCCGGGCGCGACAAGGAGCCGGUGUUCGCGGUGACGGGCAUGCCCGAGAACGUGGACCGCGCACGGGAGGAGAUCGAGGCGCACAUCACGCUGCGCACCGGCGCCUUCACCGACGCCGGCCCCGACAGCGACUUCCACGCCAACGGCACCGACGUCUGCCUGGACCUGCUGGGCGCGGCCACCAGCCUCUGGGCCAAGGCCCCCAACGCAGGGCGGCGGCCCCCCACGGCCACGGCCGGCCUCCGCGGGGACAGUGCCCUCGGUGCCCCCAGCGCCCCCGAGGCCUUCUAUGCGGGCAGCCGCGGGGGGCCGCCAGUGCAGGACACAGGCCCUGCCAGCCCCUAUGGUGGCGCUGGCAAUGGGGGCUUCACCUUCGGUGGGGACAGCCCCGGUGCCCCCACGGGGACGGCCGCCCCCGAGGACUGCGACUUCAGUUUUGAUUUCCUGGCGCUGGACCUGACCGUGCCCGCCGCGGCCACCAUCUGGGCCCCGUUUGAGCGGGCCGCGCCCCUGCCCGCCUUCAGUGGCUGCUCCGCGGUCAACGGGGCCCCGGCGCCACCGGCCGCCAGCGCCCGGCGCAGCAGCGGGACCGGGACCCCGCGCCACUCGCCCACGCUGCCCGAGCCCGGCGGUCUGGGCCUGGAGCUCCCGCUGGCCCGCCGCGGCGCCCCUGACCCUGUGGGCGCGCUGCCCUGGCGGUCCCCUCAGGGCUCCCUGCCCUUCCCGGGCGGCGCCGCCUUCUCCGCGGCCACUUCGCUGCCCAGCAGCGCCCCGGCGGCCUCCUGCUCCCCGCUGGACUCCGGCGCCUCCGAGAGCAACCGCAAGCCCUCGACGGCCACCGUGGCCCCGGGGCCCCCAGCGGCGGUGGCCUCCCCGGCCCUGGCGCGGGAGUGCGUGGUGUGCGCUGAGGGCGAGGUGAUGGCCGCGCUGGUGCCCUGCGGCCACAACCUCUUCUGCAUGGACUGCGCCGUCCGCAUCUGCGGCAAGAGCGAGCCCGAGUGCCCCGCCUGCCGCACGCCGGCCACCCAGGCCAUUCAUAUCUUUUCCUAGUGUGGGCCCCGACGUGGCCCCCGGCCGGCGCCAC
Molecule: messenger RNA, 1812 nt
Organism: Propithecus coquereli (Coquerel's sifaka)
Lineage: Eukaryota; Metazoa; Chordata; Mammalia; Primates; Indriidae
Gene: MEX3D
Product: mex-3 RNA binding family member D
Exons: 2
Coding region: 300-1778 (492 amino acids)
Molecular function (GO): RNA binding
Source: RefSeq, a predicted model, not a curated record